Molecule: messenger RNA, 1326 nt
Organism: Thyridium curvatum
Lineage: Eukaryota; Fungi; Ascomycota; Sordariomycetes; Thyridiales; Thyridiaceae
Exons: 1
Coding region: 1-1326 (441 amino acids)
Molecular function (GO): flavin adenine dinucleotide binding; acyl-CoA dehydrogenase activity
Source: RefSeq, a predicted model, not a curated record
AUGCGAACCCGAAUCACUGCGACCCGGCCGUUCCUCUCCGUAUCCUUCGCUGCCGUCACCAGUCGACCUGCCUUGGCAGCGCGUCCCCGGAACCUCGCGCCGCUGUUGUCGGGGAGGCAGAUCCACGCUCGUGCCACCGAGUAUCUGCCCACCAACCUGCCCGGGUGGACAGAGUCUCAGCUUGAAGUCCGCCAAGCUAUUGCCAAGAUCUGCUCCAAGUUCCCCGACGAGUACUGGUUGGAGAAAGACACGCAGGAAAAGUUCCCUUGGGAGUUUCAGAAGGAGCUCGCAGAAAAUGGCUGGCUGGGCAUAUGUCUUCCCGAGAAGUACGGCGGCUCCAGCCUCGGCAUAUCAGAAGCAGCUGUCAUGAUGCAGACCAUUUCCGAGUCGGGUGCCUGCAACAACGGAGCCUCUACGGUCCAUAUGAAUAUCUUCGGGUUGGAGCCCGUUGUUAAGUUCGGAACAGAAGAACAAAAGAAACGAUAUCUGCCGCCUCUGAUCCAGGGCAAGGAACGCGCCUGUUUUGGCGUCACGGAGCCCAACACUGGCCUAGAUACCCUGCGCCUACAGUCCUCGGCACGUCUGUCCUCAGAUGGAAAGUACUACACUCUGAAGGGCUCUAAAGUAUUUAUUUCUACGGCGCAAGUGGCAGAGAAGAUUCUCAUCCUAGCCCGCACAACACCUCUAGCAGAGUGUAAGAAGCCGACCGAGGGACUCUCGGUCUGGUAUACAGACCUCGACCGUUCUGCCGUCCAGGUGAACAAGAUUCCAAAGAUGGGCCGAAACGCGGUGGACACAAACGCCUUGUUCUUCGAGGACUGGAAAGUCCCUGUAGAGGAUAUGAUCGGUGGGGAAGGGGACGGGUUCAAGAUCAUCAUGCACGGACUUAAUGCCGAACGUAUCUUGGUGGCCGCUGAGGCUCUGGGAAUCGGAUACGCCGCUCUGCGCCGUGCCUGCAACUACUCGGCAGACAGAGUCGUAUUUGGAAAUCCCAUCGGCAAAUACCAGGCCAUCCAGCACCCCCUUGCCGAGUGCUGGAUGAGUCUCGAGGCUGCUCGGCUCAUGGUCUAUCUAGCAGGCCGACUCUACGAUGAGGGCUACACCGAUGGCGACUACGCAAACGCGGGCAAAUAUCUGGCCGCAGAAGCCGCGUUCAACACGGCACAGAGGGCCGUCAUGUCUCUCGGAGGCAUGGGAUUCACCAAGGAGUACCAUGUGGAGCGUUACAUGAGGGAAGCGACCCUAUCGAGAAUCGCACCUGUGAGUGCUGAGAUGAUCAAGAACUACAUCGGGCAGCGCGUAUUGGGGCUGCCGAAGAGCUAUUAG